AUGUCUCUAAUUUUUCAGUUAUUAAUCACUUUGGUAUUUAUCUUAAAAUUUUGUUUAGGUUUAAAUGAUUCAUACUCAAAUUUAGUUGAUCAAUUAAUUGAAGGAAAGUUAAAUGUAUAUGAAGAACAACCAUCAACAAAUUUAACAAUAGAUUGGGAAUAUAAAGAUGAAAAUAUUUCAUUAGUAAUUGAUAUGAUUCUGUUAGAUAAUGGUGAAUUAUUAAUUAAAAUUUAUAAUUUAUUACAACAAGCGUUAGCUAAUAAACAAUAUUUAGAUGCAAUCGUUUUAUAUGAUUUUAUUGUUAGAAAUGGUUAUGUUGGUUCAUAUUUAAAUGGUGAACAAGAUAAAGAAUUAGCAUUUUCAAUAAUAAAAUUGGAUUUAACAAAUCUGUGA
Lodderomyces jiufengensis is the source of this 393-nucleotide messenger RNA. RefSeq lists its product as uncharacterized. The record is from RefSeq and is a predicted model, not a curated record. The transcript has a single exon. The coding region runs from base 1 to 393 and encodes 130 amino acids. NCBI's taxonomy places the organism in Eukaryota, Fungi, Ascomycota, Pichiomycetes, Serinales, Debaryomycetaceae.